CCCGGAAGUAUGUUUCGGUGUGAUAGCCUAUCCCCUCUGUUUCAUGCCUCUUUUGUGUGUAUGUGUGUGUGGGGAGUGUUUUCAGAACUCAACUGGCUGUCAGAUGAGGAUAUCGGUUCAUUCCUUUAAGUUAUAGUUUUAUCAUUUUUAUGGCAUAUAGAUAGCAGAUACCACAGAGUGACAAUGCAGAUUCUCACUCCUCAUGUGUACUGGGCUCAGCGGCACGGAGAGAUUCUCCUCCGAGUUGAACUGAGCGAUACAAAGGAUCUUGACAUCAGCCUGCAAGAAAACAACACACUUCAGUUCAGAGCACAGGGCCAUGGAGCUAAAGGAGAUAAUGAAUACAAGUUCAGUUUGGAGUUCCUGGAACCUGUUAGACCUGAGAUCAACCAUAAGUCCACCCAGCGUCAGGUGGACAUCAAGAUCAAGAAGCAGGAGGAGCGCUGGUGGGACCGGCUGACACUGCAGGAAAAGAAGCCUCUGUUUUUGGCUCCAGAUUUUGAUCGCUGGCUGGACGAGUCCGACGCAGAGAUGGAGCUUCAGGCUAAGGAGGAGGAGAAAAUAAACAAGAUAAGUGUGGAGUCGAGAGUUCGUAAAGACCCAUACCUCGGGCUGAAGAAAGGCUACUUGUUUAUGUACAACCUGGUGCAGUUCUUGGGAUUCUCCUGGAUCUUUGUCAACAUGACGGUUCGACUCUUCAUUCUUGGUCAAGAUUCGUUCUAUGAUACUUUCCACACCACGGCUGAUAUGAUGUAUUUCUGUCAGAUGAUGGCCGUGCUCGAGGUCGUUAAUCCCUUGUUGGGUCUGGUUAAGACAGGAUUUCUCCCUGCUAUGCUACAGGUGACAGGGAGAAACGUCAUUCUGUUUGUUGUCUUUGGCAGUCUGGAAGAGAUGCAGAACAAACCUGUUGUCUUCUUUGUCUUCUACCUGUGGAGCACCAUUGAGAUCUUCAGGUACCCAUUCUACAUGCUGGCCUGUAUCAGCACAGAGUGGAAGCUGUUAACAUGGCUGAGAUACAGCCUCUGGAUCCCUCUGUACCCGCUGGGGACUGUGGCUGAAGCGGUGGCUGUGAUCCAGUCCCUGCCCAUCUUUGAUGAAACGCGUCUGUUCAGCCUUCGCCUUCCUGCGCUGCUGGGACACUCUAUAAGUUUCUCCUACACUCUGCAGCUCUACCUGGUCCUCAUGUUCCUGGGACUCUUCAUCAAUUUCCGCCACCUGUACAAGCAGAGGAGGAGACGAUACCGCUCGAGGAAAAGGAAAGUCCACUAACUCACCAGCACUUUUCUUUUCCACACGCCCUGAACUGCCGUCCACUCAAAGAUAAAGCAGCUGUUUUCUUUUCCUCUAAUUUUCUUUUUAUCAUAUUCACACACACACACACACACACACACACACACACACACACACAGACCUGAUAAUGGAGUACUGGUUACCUUAUUCCUCCGUGUGAACGGUUAAA
Etheostoma cragini (Arkansas darter) is the source of this 1459-nucleotide messenger RNA. RefSeq names its product very-long-chain (3R)-3-hydroxyacyl-CoA dehydratase-like. NCBI's taxonomy places the organism in Eukaryota, Metazoa, Chordata, Actinopteri, Perciformes, Percidae. The transcript has 11 exons. Gene Ontology annotation, molecular function: 3-hydroxyacyl-CoA dehydratase activity. Gene Ontology annotation, biological process: very long-chain fatty acid biosynthetic process; sphingolipid biosynthetic process; fatty acid elongation. Bases 184 to 1269 code for a protein of 361 amino acids. The record is from RefSeq and is a predicted model, not a curated record. Gene Ontology annotation, cellular component: endoplasmic reticulum membrane.